This is a messenger RNA of Medicago truncatula (barrel medic), 480 nucleotides long. RefSeq lists its product as uncharacterized. Bases 41 to 319 code for a protein of 92 amino acids. The record is from RefSeq and is a predicted model, not a curated record. The transcript is spliced from 2 exons. Lineage: Eukaryota; Viridiplantae; Streptophyta; Magnoliopsida; Fabales; Fabaceae.
AACGUUAGAGUAACAUUGCUUGAUAGCUAUAGAAGGAAAUAUGGCUAGCUCAACUGAGAACUCAGACGAAACGUUUCCAUCUGCAGAUAUUGCUGCAGAACUGAAUCCUGGGAAUAAUACUGAGGUUCAAGUUGAUCCUAUAUCUUCUGAAGUUGCUGCCUCCAAGGAAAUUAAGGAAGCUACAGACAAACAGAAGAAAAAACAAAUAGAAAAGAAGGAAUAUUUGGAUAAACUAAAGUCAGCAAUUAUAAUUUCAAGCAUUGUUGUGGCUCUGGCAGGAGCAGCAUUUGCCAUAACCAAGAAAUUGAAAGAGAAAUGAUCCCACAUUGCUCAGUGCUCGAGAGUAUUAGAAGAUUCAUAGAUAUUAUCUUCUUUAUUUCUUUUUAAUACAAGUUUUCUUUCUUUUUGUAUGAAUUAGUGGUGCCCAUCCUUUCUGGAAUUUUUGGGUUCUCAAAUAAGUCCCCAGCACCACAAACUAUU